Erinaceus europaeus (western European hedgehog) is the source of this 4888-nucleotide messenger RNA. It is a transcript of the gene PLCL2, whose product is annotated as phospholipase C like 2. The record is from RefSeq and is a predicted model, not a curated record. Gene Ontology annotation, biological process: lipid metabolic process; intracellular signal transduction. NCBI's taxonomy places the organism in Eukaryota, Metazoa, Chordata, Mammalia, Eulipotyphla, Erinaceidae. The coding region runs from base 360 to 3587 and encodes 1075 amino acids. The transcript is spliced from 6 exons. Gene Ontology annotation, molecular function: phosphatidylinositol-4,5-bisphosphate phospholipase C activity.
CGGGGCGGCGGGGCGGCGGCGCGUGUGGCGGGGCGUGUUCUGCCGCCCCAGGUGCCGCGGGCCGGGCCCCGCCGCGGGCGCUGACCGGGUCUGUGUCUGCUGUGCCCGCAGGAACCCCGCGGUCGCUCGGCCGCCGGGACUCUCAGCGCGCGAGGCGAGGCGAGGCGAGGCGAGGCGAGGCGAGCUCGGAACAAACAUCGCAUCUAAUUUAAAAAAAAAGAAAAGCGGAAGAAGCGGCCGAGGCGGCGGCGGGAGGAGGCGGCGGCGGCGGCGGCGGCGGAGGAGGAGGGGCCGCGCGCGGCGGCGGGGACGCGGGGACGCGGGGACGCGGCUUUGUGCUGGAGGGUCGCGGGGCGCCCAUGGCGGAGUGCGGCCGGGGGGGCGCCGCCGGCGGGGCUCUGCCCACGGCUCCGGGCCCGGCGCUCGGCGCCCAGGGCGCCCUGAAAGCGGGAGCCGGGGAAGGCGGCGGCGGGCACGGGCGGGCGCGCGGUGACAGCGGCGGCGUGUCCAACGGAGACUGCAGCCUCGGCGCGGCGGGGGACGAAGCCCGGCCCGGCCCGCACAGGGGGCCCCGCGGCCACGGCGCCGCGCCCGCCCCGGCGCCCAGCCCGGCCUCCUGCGCGCUCCCCAGGGACGGCAGACAGGGCGGCCUGCCCCGCCGGAGCAGCAUCAUCAAGGAUGGUACAAAACAGAAAAGAGAGCGGAAAAAGACCGUCUCAUUCAGCAGCAUGCCGACAGAGAAGAAGAUCAGCAGAGCGAGUGAUUGCAUCAACUCCAUGGUUGAGGGCUCAGAACUCAAAAAGCUUCGCUCCAACUCUAGAAUCUACCACAGGUAUUUUUUGCUGGAUGCUGACAUGCAGAGCCUGAGGUGGGAACCAUCGAAGAAAGAUUCUGAGAAAGCCAAGAUUGACAUCAAAUCCAUCAAGGAAGUGAGAACAGGCAAAAACACAGACAUAUUCCGCAGCAAUGGCAUUUCUGACCAGAUAUCUGAAGACUGUGCGUUUUCAGUCAUCUACGGGGAGAAUUAUGAGUCACUCGAUUUGGUUGCCAACUCUGCAGAUGUUGCCAACAUCUGGGUUACGGGACUGCGGUACCUAAUUUCUUAUGGGAAACAUACCCUUGAUAUGUUAGAAAGCAGUCAAGACAACAUGAGGACUUCUUGGGUUUCACAACUGUUUAGUGAGAUCGAUGUAGAUAAUCUUGGACAUGUAACUCUGUGCAAUGCUGUGCAGAGUAUCAGAAACCUCAACCCUGGUUUAAAAAUCAGCAAAAUCGAGCUCAAGUUCAAAGAACUGCACAAAUCCAAGGACAAAGCUGGCACUGAUGUCACAAAGGAGGAGUUUGUUGAAGUUUUCCAUGAGCUUUGUACGAGACCUGAAAUUUACUUCCUUUUAGUGCAGUUUUCAAGCAAUAAAGAAUACCUUGACACCAAGGACCUUAUGAUGUUUCUUGAAGCUGAGCAGGGUGUGGCACAUAUUAAUGAGGAAAUAAGCCUUGAGAUCAUUCACCAAUAUGAGCCAUCCACAGAGGGUCAGGAAAAAGGCUGUCUCUCCAUAGAUGGGUUCACUAAUUACCUUAUGUCACCUGAGUGUUACAUCUUUGAUCCGGAGCAUAAGAAGGUCUGUCAGGACAUGAAGCAGCCUCUGUCACAUUACUUUAUAAACUCAUCUCACAACACGUACUUAAUAGAGGAUCAGUUCCGAGGGCCCUCGGAUAUCACAGGCUACAUUCGAGCCCUUAAAAUGGGUUGCCGGAGUGUUGAGCUAGAUGUAUGGGAUGGGCCAGAUAAUGAGCCCGUCAUCUAUACAGGCCACACCAUGACCUCUCAGAUUGUCUUCCGCAGUGUCAUUGAUGUUAUUAACAAGUAUGCGUUCUUCGCCUCAGAGUAUCCCCUCAUCCUGUGUUUGGAAAACCACUGUUCUAUUAAACAGCAGAAGGUGAUGGUUCAACACAUGAAGAAAAUCUUAGGAGACAAGCUCUAUACAACAUCACCCAAUGUGGAAGAGUCUUACCUGCCAUCCCCAGAUGUCCUGAAAGGGAAGAUACUUAUUAAAGCAAAGAAACUGUCCUCCAGUUGCUCUGGAGGAGAAGGAGAUGUCACGGAUGAAGACGAAGGAGCAGAAAUGUCUCAGAGGAUGGGGAGAGAGAGUGCGGAGCAGCCACCCAACAAUGUGCCCGUGAGGCGAUUUCAGCUCUGCAAGGAGCUGUCCGAACUGGUGAGCAUCUGCAAGUCAGUUCAGUUCAAAGAAUUUCAAGUGUCAUUUCAGGUUCAGAAGUACUGGGAGGUCUGCUCUUUCAAUGAAGUGCUGGCCAGCAAAUACGCCAAUGAAAACCCAGGGGACUUUGUAAAUUACAACAAACGUUUUCUGGCCAGGGUCUUCCCGAGUCCAAUGAGAAUUGACUCCAGUAACAUGAACCCUCAAGAUUUUUGGAAAUGUGGUUGCCAAAUCGUAGCCAUGAACUUCCAGACUCCAGGCCUGAUGAUGGACCUGAACAUCGGCUGGUUCCGUCAGAACGGGAACUGUGGCUACGUCCUCCGGCCAGCCAUCAUGAGGGAGGAGGUCUCCUUUUUCAGUGCCAACACGAAAGACUCUGUCCCGGGCGUCUCGCCUCAGCUUCUUCAUAUCAAAAUCAUCAGUGGGCAGAACUUCCCCAAGCCCAAAGGGUCCGGUGCCAAAGGCGAUGUGGUGGACCCCUAUGUCUAUGUGGAAAUCCACGGGAUCCCUGCUGACUGUGCUGAACAAAGGACAAAAACCGUGUGCCAGAACGGAGACACCCCUAUCUUUGAUGAGAGCUUUGAGUUUCAGAUCAACCUUCCCGAGCUGGCCAUGGUGCGCUUUGUCGUGCUGGAUGAUGACUACAUUGGGGACGAGUUUAUCGGGCAGUACACCAUCCCCUUUGAGUGUUUACAGACCGGGUACCGACAUGUCCCCCUGCAGUCCCUGACGGGAGAGGUCCUAGCACAUGCCUCCUUGUUUGUCCACGUGGCCAUCACUAACAGACGAGGAGGCGGGAAACCUCAUAAGAGGGGCCUGUCUGUGAGGAAAGGGAAGAAAUCCAGGGAAUAUGCAUCUUUGAGAACGUUGUGGAUUAAAACCGUGGAUGAGGUUUUUAAGAACGCUCAGCCCCCUAUACGGGAUGCCACUGAUCUACGAGAGAACAUGCAGAAUGCAGUGGUGUCAUUCAAGGAGCUGUGCGGCCUCUCCUCUGUGGCCAACCUCAUGCAGUGCAUGUUAGCGGUGUCCCCUCGCUUUCUGGGGCCUGACAACAGCCCCCUUGUGGUCCUGAAUCUCAGCGAGCCGUAUCCCACGAUGGAGUUACAGGGAAUCGUGCCCGAGGUUCUGAAGAGGAUCGUGACAACUUACAAUACGAUGAUCCAGUCCCUCAAGGCGCUGAUCGAGCAUGCAGACACUGUCUAUGAGAAGAUCGUGCACUGUCAGAAGGCGGCCAUGGAAUUCCAUGAACACUUGCACAGCAUAGGCACCAAGGAGGGCCUGAAGGAAAGAAAACUACAAAAGGCAGUGGAGAGCUUUACCUGGAAUAUCACCAUCUUAAAGGACACAUUCAGAGGAACGGACACAGGCUAGAGAGCCCAAAUACAAGGUGGGUCAGGCCUGGUUCAAGCAACUUCAACAGCUUAUCUACUGGGAAACUGCUCGUGGGUCAUAGCUUCGUGAGUCAGUGAAAGUAAGCAUUGAUCAGAAAGUCUAAAGGGAAGAGGAGCUGGGGGUGAGAUGAGUGGUGGUUCUGAGCAGUGAUGUGGGCGGAAGCUUGUAAAUAUACGCCUCUCCAGAAACCAGUCUAGCACUGCUAACUGUGAAAUGGACAGAGCACAGCAGGAAGCAGUGAGACCUGAGGUCAGUGGAGAAUUCUUGUCAUUUCUAAAGAUGUGCUAAUUCAGAUUCAACAACAAAACCAGCCCACAUAGCCACGACCACAUAGCCAGCCACACGAGCCAGAGCGCCAUCCUUUGGGCCUCACAAGCUCCAUCUCCAGAACUGUUUCAUAACCCAUAGCUGUGAGGUUCGUCCACCAAGGGGAUUCUGGUGAGAUGUACAUGUGCUCCUAUUUACCAAGCCGCUGUCGUUUUGCAGUGCUACUGUUUGACUUUUCCGAUUUACUUCAGCAAAAAAAAGCACCGGGUGCCAGGAUCUCCACGUAACGUGCAGAGACAAGGGAGAAGGGAAACAACUGCCUGAUCUGGGGACGAGAUGGAAUAGAGGGAUUUUUCUGCAGUUUUCUUCCCGCAUCUGUGUCAGCUCAUGGCACUUGCUAUGGAUAUAAAUAUUCAUGUGACUAUAAAUAUUCAUAUGAAUCUGAUUUGAAUGCUGAUUGAGAAAGGCAAACUGGGGUCAUGCCCACAUAAUUUAGGAGGGUUCGGUAAGAAUCAAAUUUGGGGACUUUUUUUUUUUUUUUAGUCACUGUAAGAACACUCCACAGAAUGUAUCUCCUUAGGACCAAGAUAACUUAUCAGGUAGGGUGCGUGCCUUGCCACGUGUGGCCAAGGUUCAAGCCCCAGCAUCAUAUGGGAAUACAAUGGCCCUGGGAGACAUGCUAACACUGUCAUUUCUCGUUGAGUGAAAAAGUCGCCCUGGGAGCAGUGAGACAGCACGUGUGAGUUAUAAAAUUAAAAAGAAAUCCCUUUCAGGCUUAGAUAUGUGGAUAAGAUGGUACAGUAACCCUUCAGACCUGGACAUGGCUUCUGGGUCAUCAAAGUUGAUCUUAGUCAAGACAUAUAAGCCGAGGCCUGAGAUGCCAAGAAGCCAUUCAAGACACAGAGUGAGCCAGCUCUGGGGACUUCUGUAGCUCCAAUUUCAGUUCCUUCAAACUUGCUCCUGUAGCUUUUGUCUAGUUUUUUGCUUAACAGAAGUUGUGUGUUUGAAAACAA